GGACUGACUAAACUCAAAUCCUCAAGGUCGCUCCCAAAGAUGCCUAGUAUAAGCAGCGGGUGAUUAGAUCCUCCUGCUAAAAUGUGAUAUAUGAUGUGUUCUGCUAAAGUUGCCGACGUUAUUCCAGCUGUUGUCGCCUGGAGUCUUAUAGUAGGUAUCACGGCGGUAUACCUCACCUUCAUUUGCUUCCAGUUCGCAGCAACUUACUCCUGGUCUAUAUUUGUUCUUCAUGCUAUCCUAGUUUUCUAUGUGUUAUGCUGUCUAACGCGAACAACUUUCAUGGAUCCUGGUUAUUUUCCUUUCGGUAGGUGAUCUCUCUUUACAUUUAUCUCUCGCCAGCAACGGAAGGAGAGGCUGAAUAUGAAGAAACCAAAUCUGCUCCUGUUCAUCGUGAAUAUAAUAUUAAUGGAGUAUUGGCCAAAGUCAAGUGGUGCAGUACAUGUUUGUUCUACCGUCCCCCAAGGUGUUCACAUUGCUCUAUUUGUAACCGGUGUGUGGAUACUUUUGAUCAUCAUUGUCCUUGGGUCAAUAACUGUAUUGGAAAAAGAAACGCGCGUUACUUCUUCAUGUUCUUAAUUUCGCUUACACUUCAUAUGAUUGCCGUGUUUAGUAUAACCCUAGCAUCAUUAUUACUUAACGAUCAGCCUAUCGUAUUCUAUACAAAUAUUAUACGAAUUAUUACACUUUCUCUAGUUGGUGUUAGUUUUAUUCCGGUUUUUGGACUAACUUCAUUCCAUGUAUAUCUAAUAUCCCGAGGAAUGACAACCAAUGAACAGGUUACAGAUAAAUUUCGUGGACUGUUAAAUCCAUUUACAUUGGGUUGUUUGUUAAACUGGCGGAGGUUUUGUUGUGAACCUCAAUUUCCUCGUCGUUAUUUGGAAGUAGUCCCAACCAAAUCCCGUCGUAUUAAAUAUUUUAAAUUGAGAAAAAGUAGAUUUAGCAAAUUCAAUCAUUUCAUGAUUAGUAGCGGUGGCGCUGAACCCGGGUGUACUGAUGAUGCCGUUAUCAAUACAUACACAGAAUCAAAUCAUAAACUACUCAUGGAUCAUAUACAUAGUACAACUACCAGUGAUAAUAUUAAUCAUAAUUAUAGUACUGAGAAAGACACUAUGCUUGACAAUACUGAUACUAAAAUGCCUAAUAUCAACAGUAAUACAUUCUAUGACAAAAAAUCACUUGGUGGUGGGAAAUAUUUAUACACUUUAAAAGUUCCACAAAACCAUUCACAUCAUCAUCCACGUCAACAAUUAACUAACCAAAAUCAGGGUAGUACUCGAUCAACAAAUCAGUUGAUACCACGUGGACCAUUAGUUUGUGAUAAUGAAGAACCAUUAUCUUCGAUUAUUAAUAAUUUAACAUCAAAUCGUAAUAAUGUAAUGACAACAGCGAUAACAACAGCAACAACACUGACUGGAAACCAUAAAUUGGAAGGUAAUAAUGAUACUUGCUCAAUUAAUGAACAAAAUCUACCAUGUACUAACGCUAGGCCAUCCGCUGAUUCACUCGGUACUUUAGACAGUGCAUAUCAACCACAUCAUCAAAAUUCAUGUAAUAACGGCGGCAAAGUAUUGGUAGACACUGCCAGUAUUAGUCUUUCAGGUUGGAGUGAAGAUGCAGUUUCGCUGAAAACAUUAGAUCGUCUUAUCGGUAUUACACGUCAUCAUCAUCCAACGAUUGGAGGAAAUGACAGUGCAAUUGCCACAAGUAUUGGUGGGGGUGGGGGUGGUGGAGGUAGUAGUGGUCCAACUUAUUUAACUGUUGAACGUAUUCAAGAAAAUGGGGAAUCACUGAUAGAUUCUUCAACUUCCGUUCUAGAUCGAAAUAUUUCAACUGAUCAAGAUUCAACACACUUCUUUAAUUUUAACGGUUCACAUAUAAAUGGUUAUACGGGUAUAUUACCUACUUCUACAGCUGAUUCAAUCAGUCAACAUUUUACACAUACACUACCUCUUUAUCAACAAAAUAUUGUACGUUCACUUGGUGAGAAUGACUCCUACUGUAAUUUCUAUGAUGGAAGUGUGACAGGUGUUAUUGGGAAUGAAACCAGUGGAACUGUUGGAGUCAAUGUUAUACCACCAUCUAUUAACUCUUUAUCGAAUACGUUCAAUCAUGUAGAUAAUUCUUUAUCAGUUAAUGAUAAUUAUCAUGUUAAUUACUCAAACACGAACGAUAAUAAUUCUUUAUUCAAUUCUAAUCCAUUAUCGAUUAAUAGUAGUACUAAUCAUCCAAUCACCAGUAGAAAUCGAACACAAUAUUCUACCACUACUACUACUACUACUAAUAAUGCUGGAUCUAUGUUUAUGGUAAAUGAACCACAUAUUUCCGCUUCUAAUAAUUUAGAAUUAUUGAAUCCUUCACGUUCAACAAUUAAUGCUACUACUACUACUACUAAUAAUAAUACUCAACAUGGUUCCAUUGAAUUACCUUACAUUCCGUCACUAUAUCAUACAAGAGAUAAUAGGAAUAUCAGUAAUAAUAACAAUAAUGAUAAUAAUAAUAAUAAUAAUAAUAAUAAUAAUAAUAAUAAUAAUAAUAGCACACAUCCACCGGGAAAUUAUGCACAAGCAACAUUUGUUAAUCAAGUUUUUCAUGGACAAUCAUCUGAUCAAUCAUCGCCUAAUACAAGUCGAUUCAGUUUUAUUUUUUCACCAUUAGACGUUAAUGCACCUCAUGCAUCACAAGAGACUCUAAGUACAGCUACAUCACAAACAUCUAUUCUUCUACUUGGUUCACCAUCUAGUCCAAGAGGUUUUCCAUCAUCGUCUCAAUCUCACAACAACAUGGGUCCGGUAAAUGAUUCAUCAGCACCGAUCAAUUAUGAAACUGAUGACUAUUGUGUCAGUCGAACUGGUACUAUGCUACCAUCAAAUCGUAUGUCAAAUUAGAAAUAAUACAUUAUAAUUUCUAUAUUGUUGUUUAUUUGUUUGUUUGUCUUUAACAUAAUAUUCAUCAUUCAAUACCAAUUAGACUACGGCGAUAAAUACCAACUGCUUCCAAUAUAUUUCCAUACAUUUAUUGUACAACAUGAUAUGUGAUAUUAUUGAUAUUGACAAGGUUUAUUCCAAUUCAUUGUUUCAUUAUCUCCAACCUUAUUUGUUUUCAUAAGUAGCAUUUGUUUAUCAAUCUAUCAAUUGAAAUAAGCAAAACAUUUCGACUGUAUGUAUGUGUGUACGUUUUUACAAUUUCUGUUUGUAUACAGCUCUUUUCUUUUUCGUUUUUCAUAUUAUUGUAUACAUUGUAGAUAAAGGAUAAUAUUUACAUAAACAUACACAUUCAAGACUAAUAUUUCACUCACUUGCACCUAUCAUACCAAUUCUUUUUUUUUCUGUUUACUACUCAUCAUUAACAUCCAUGUACACUCAAUUAUUCCUGUCUGAGUUUCAACUGUUUUACGUCUCUCUCUCUCUGUGUGUGUAUGUGUUUGUACUCAUAUACAUUCUUUUCCUAAAUGUCUAAUCUCUGUCUACGGUGAAUAUAUUUCUUUCGUGAAUGUAGACUUUUUUUUAUCUACCAAAUACUUAAUCAAUUAGUUUUACACUUUAUUUUCUCAUCGAUAUCAGUCAAUGCUACCGAGUGGUUGUUAUUAUUACUAUUAAUAACAGUAUUCUCAAGUGUCCAUGUUCUCAUGUUUACGUCUGUGUAUUUGCAAAAAUUAUAAAAUAAGUUAAAAACUAUUUUCUUUUAGUUCAUUGAUUCCAGUUGUAAAAGAAAAGAAUCCUAGAAUUCAGAUGUAAAUUUAAAUUACAUUCUCUCAUGUAUAUGUGUACAACAUAAGAUAUAUUUUUAUCAAAUUUCCAUUUGAUUGUCUUACAAACAUUGUCUACCUUCCUUUUGUGAAGUUAGUUAUCUUCAGUGUUCUCUCUACCAUUGGUGACACUUUCUGUCUUUGUUUAAUUUGUUCCCUCUCUUUUUUCUCCUAAUCUUGUUUUUUAUUCCUUUCCGUUACUAUAGUGACCUUUUUCACCUCAGUUUCAGGUUACAGAUGUGUACUAGGAAUAAGUGAUUGAGUUAUUUUCAUUCCAUCAUUCAUUUUAUGUGAGCAUAUACCUGAUAUAUAUAUGUAUACGUGUGUGUAUCAGUUUGUGUUUCCAUGUGUUGCGUAUGCGGACCUCAGUGUUUUUGCAAAUGUUCUACUGUUUUGUAUGAUGAAAACGUGUUAUGCAACAUUUGACUAAUAUUUACAUAUAUGUAUCUAUUUGUAAUGUCUUCAUUUUGCUUACUACUUAUUUAGUUAGUUGCUUAAAAAUUUCUAGCGAAAUAGUCUUCCUGUUUACUGUCCUCAUUUUCAGUUUCCAGAUUACUUGUUUAAAUCUGCUAUCACCUAUCUGAUGCCCAACUGAGUAUAUUACAAUUAAAGGAGAGAAAUUUUGUCAUAUGAAAAGUUGAGUAAUGUCAAUAUUAUGCAAUAACUGUUUGCUGUUAUAUGUUGCAAUAUCGUUGUUCCUCCUUUCUAAAUAGUGCAAAACUUGUAAAAUUCUGUGAUUUAAAAAGGGUUUUAAUAUGUACAUUCUGUUGUUCCGAUGAGUUGAGUAGUAUCUAUCUGAACUAAGCAGAUAACGCGUUGGGUGUUUGGAGCGAAAGUUAUUUGAUUCAAGUCCCAAUGUAAACAUCAACACAACACCCAGUUGGCGAAUACCAAAUGAAACAAAAUGUACAUACUGGAUCCUACUGCUAGCCAUUACCCAACGUUACUUAAAAUCUUAUGAUGUCAUGACAAUAUCGAGGUGAUUUUCUCGGGAUAAAAAUUUCAAAAGAGACCGAUCAAUUACAGUCUUUAACAACAGGAUAAUUCAGACCCUUACAAGUGAAAAUGUUCUCGAUUGUUUUCAAAUUUCGGAGUACAUAUAUCCUGUCCAUACACUCGCUUUUAAAACCUCAUAUUCCAUGGGAGAGCUCUAGUAAUAAUAGCCAACUGUUUAAACUGAAAUGCAUGGAACAGGUUUCAAAUGCAAAACCCAAAAGUUGGAUACUUUACUCACUACACCUCACUUACUACUCUGCUUACACUUCAGUCUAUAUAACCAAGUGAUACAUGGUGUAUAUACAGUCCAAUCCACAAAUGUGUAUUAACGUUUUGUAAACGGAAUUUCAGUCAUUACUGUGAUUACUUAAAAUAAAGUUCUAACUUUAAUU
Schistosoma guineensis is the source of this 5133-nucleotide messenger RNA. Lineage: Eukaryota; Metazoa; Platyhelminthes; Trematoda; Strigeidida; Schistosomatidae. The record is from the annotation of a GenBank genome assembly.